Molecule: messenger RNA, 2895 nt
Organism: Lingula anatina
Lineage: Eukaryota; Metazoa; Brachiopoda; Lingulata; Lingulida; Lingulidae
Product: coiled-coil domain-containing protein 57-like
Biological process (GO): microtubule nucleation; cilium assembly; centriole replication
Cellular component (GO): centriolar satellite; centriole; spindle microtubule
Source: RefSeq, a predicted model, not a curated record
UGAGAAAGAGGCUGAGAUUAAAGCUGAAAGAGAACAACUAGAAAACAUCAAAAGGAAUUUGGAACAUCAGCUUCGAGAAGUUGAGGGUGAACUUGAUGUCCAGAAAAGAGAAAUUACUGCAGGUUUUGAUGAGGCUAUGAAAAGAAGAGAACACGAGUUCAGGACACAAAUGGAUGAGAAGAGUGGCCAGAUUCUUGCUUAUGAACUGAAAAUCAAAUUGUUGACCAAAGAGGUGGAAAUGUUGUCGGAAGCUGGAGAGAAAACGGAGAAAGAAUUUCACCACGUGGAUCAAAAUCACAGGACACUAGAGAAAAAGUUUAAGGAAAAGGAAUGGGAAUUUAAUGAUAUGCAGGCCAUGAAAGAUGCCAGGAUACAAGAGUUGGAGAGCAAGCUGCACCAAACAGAACUUGGUGUCAAAAGAAUGGAGGAAGAAUUUCAAAGAAAGUUUGAAGAGAGAGACAGAUAUGCCAGAGAGAAGGAAUCCGCUUUAUUAAAAGUCAAAGAAGGUCACCAUGAGACUGAGAGAGUUCUGCAGGAAAACAUCCGUGAGCUGCAAACACAACUGGAGCAGGCACAGGUGGAGAGCAGACGUCUACAGUGGGAGAACCAGGAUCUGGCAAAGGAGAAGGAGCUGCAGGCAGAAAAACUUCAUGGAGAGAUACACGACGUGAAAGAGAAAUGGGAUGCCCAAUUGUCAGAGAUAGCUCGUACUAAUGUCGCCAGGGAUUUGGAACUGCAGGCCCUAAAAGACAAUGAAGAUAGUAUCAAAGCUGAGCUUCAGCAGAAAAAGGAGAGCAUUGAAAGGUACAAGAAGGAGAUGACCCUGGCUGUGGAAAGAGAGGCCAGUUUGGAGCGUGCCAAGGCUCAGCUGGACCUGGACUGGCAGAGGAGAUAUGAGGAGGUGGAGAGACUGCAGUAUGAGCGCUCUGAGGACCUGGUGAAAAACCUGACUAGGGCUAGGGAUGAGGCUUUUGCUACCCUGAAGGAGAAGGACAGAGAACUCCAACAGAGGGAGAGUUUGAUCAGAGUGUUGACCAGGGACAGGGACCAGGCACUGGCAACACUGAAACAGCAUGGAUUGGUGCUGGAUAGAAAUAUAGAUACCUCGGCUGUCCAUGGUACUCCAACCCAGUCAGAGUCUGAAGAGAUCUCCCAGCUUCAGGCACAGAAUGAAAAACUGAGAACAGUGAUCAGGCAGAUGAGGACUGAAAUGGAGAAUAUUGGAGACCAGGAGCCAGUUAAGCAGAAGCCGGGCAAUUCAGUCACUGAAGAAUAUGUUAGAAUGUUAGAAGAUGAGGUCCGUAGCCUGAAGAGUAAAAUGCGCAAUGCAGAAUCUGAUCUCCAAACCAAGCAGCAACCCAGAGAAGACCCACCUCUAGCACAGGCCCAAGAUCUCCUCAUGAAAUCUAUUGGCGACAAUGCCCUUGUACGCUCUCACAUCCAGUCUUUAAAUGAUACCAUAGCCAGUUUAAGAAGAGAAAAGGUGGAACUUAGUGCACAGGUGAAAAAACAGCAGGCAAGACUACAGUUUCAAGAGGCUUCUCAAAAUAAGCUGUCCAAGCAGCCCAGAGAAAAGCAGCUUGAGAUAGACCAGCUCCAGUAUGAGCUAGGUGCCCAGGGCAGACGCCAUGUUGCUGAGGUCGCUAGUCUGCGCCAGAAGAUAGCGGAACUAGAGCUGCAACUCAUAGAAACUAGGAAAGAAGCAGAUGAAUAUUUUAAAGCAAAUCUGGAGAAAAAUCUGGAAUUGAAUUCCCUUCAAAAUGAGUUAUCAAGCCUCAAAGUUGACUUGGCACAGAAGACGCCAGGAAUAAACUAUGGAGGUCAGGAGCUCAUGAUACAGCAGUUGGAAGAUGAGAUCAAAAGACUACAAAACAAACUCGCUGGCAGACCUGACCCCAUGAUCCCUGACCAACCAAUCAGAGGCCCUGCGGAAGGUGCGACAGUUGAUCAACUUCGUAGCAAGCUAAAACAAGCUGCCAAGCACAUCACGCAGUUGGCGAAAGAGAAACAACAACUGAUAGAGGUUGGGAACAGGCAGAGGGCAAUACUCAUGAAUCACGGCAUAAGGCUACCCACCCCUCCCAGACUUCCACCCAAAGUAAUGCCACUGCCAGCACCUGCUAAACCAGUGGCAACAGGCAGAAUAUCACAGGCAGUGCAGAAUAAACUUACAGAGCUUGAACAGCUGCAGUAUCAACUCACCAAGCAGGAAUUAGCCCAGCAAAGAAGGGCACCUGCAGGAGAUGAAGCCAUGACAGCCAUGCUUCUAGAACCCAGCUCCAGUGAGAGCCAGGAAGAGGAGUACAGACCACAGUCCAUUCUGAAGAGACAGCAGUCUGAUGUGGAACAGAAUUACCAAUAUGGCUAUCCAGUGAGACCCGUAAGUGCACCAGGGACCUGGGACCCUGUUCCAGUUCCAGACUCCAGACCCUCCACUGCCCCAGGUCAGCCAGGACAGAAUGGUCUGCAGCGGACCUCCUCCCCCUUUGUACCCUUGGCAACAGGGUCAUCCCUUGGGGGAGAGUCCCUGCAAGAGGUUUGGAGGAUGCUAGAUGAAGGCCAGAGCCCAUCUCUGUUCACCCCCAGGGACAGCAAUGUGGGGAUUGGCUCAGAUCAGCUAUCACACAAUGGACAAGUUUGGCCACAAAAUGACCAGUAUGACCCCCACCAGAGAACAAGUGACCACGGUCAAGGUGGACCAUUGAACCAGUGGUCAGUUCAGGGAACUAAACCCAGCUUUGUUGACCACAAAGGCAAACCAGACAAAAAACUGUCAGAUAAAGCUGCAGGGAAGUUAAUGCCAAAGAAAUCACAGAAACCAAAGAUCAGAAACUAUAGUAAGAAAGAUGGGGAAAGUUGACAGCCAUCACUGUCACACUUUGAUAAUUUUUUUUA